UUAGGCAAGAGGAUCGGGACAGCUUUUAUGGCUCUUACUUCUGAUUAAUUAUCACAUAUUCAUUUUAUGAACCCUAACACUCCAACCCAAAAUAAAGAGUACUACAUCAUCUUUCUCUUUAAAUCUUUAAAACCCAUUUCUAUUUAUGUUCUUCUUACAGAGAGAGAGAGAGAGAGAGAUUUGUGAAGUUUUGGACGAACUGGGAAGCAUCCGCUUUAUGGUUCGUCCUCCAUCUUCAUCAACUUUCAAAACUUCAGUUCCAAGUUUUUGGUAAAUGUCAUUCAAUUGAAAGAUUUCUUUUUUUCUUACUGGAAUUUUGAUAAAAGUCUCACAUUUGUGCAACUCUGGUCCAUUUAGUAUUUACACCUCUUCUCAAACGUGUAGAUUUUGACAUGUGGAGGUCUCAUUCUUAAGAAGAAAAAAUAUCACAUUUCUUGUGUUUUUCUUUAUGGGUUCUCACCUUCUCUAAAUCUAUCUGAAAAAUUGUUCCUAAGAUUUGAUUCUUUAUUUUUCUUUCACAUCUUUUCAAUCUUGAACUGACAGCCGCCCUCCACUGUCCUCAUAGUUUGGUUCUCUUAGUUGUGGGAAUUCACUGUAUCUGGAUACCCUUUCAGCAUUGUUUGAACUUUGAAGAAGCUUUCUUCAGUGUGUUUUUCACCCUAAGUUUCAGUGUGUUUAUUAACUACCAUCAACCAUAGCUUGUCGGUUGUGGUGUCUACAAAUAUAUCUUGUUUUAAAUAACUGUAGAGAGAAAGGUUCGCUCUGCUAAGCUGUCCAUUUUCGCCUAACCAGCACUGUCGCACCGUCCAUUGGUGGACCUUAUGCUCAAUCAGAACCAAAGAAGUAAUGGCUUAAACAGUCGUUUGCUUUGCAUCCUUCUUCUAAUAUAAAGGGAUACAUUCACUUGUGUUCAUCUGAAGAUAGCUUCAUCAUCUUCUUCUUCUUUAAGUUAUUUUCACUUUUCAUGUCAAACUCAAAAUUUGCGAUCUCAUUCAAUCCUAUGCUUUGCUUUUUUAUAUCUUGUGUCCCUUUGAUAUUUCUUUCUGAGUCUUUUACUCAAAGGACACUCCAGUUAUGUGAGGGUGUGCUAAAACUGUUGUCAAUCUGGUUUUGUGGGAAAUUUUCCAAAUUUCUUCUGUCCUGGUUCCGGAAAAGUAGGAUCCCUUUGAGUUUUGUCCAAAGCCCCAUGACCCUUGUUUUGAAAAAGAUGGCCCUGUGUUCAACAAGGGUAGAGAAUGUAGAGGAAAAUGAGAGGAUUUCCCUUCUUGAUUUGCCUGAAUUGACCUUGGAGUGCAUCUUUGAGCUGCUUUCACCGGCGGCUUUGUGCAGCAUGGCUGGAGUUUGCUCUUCUUUGAGGGAGAGGUGUACUAGUGACCAUUUAUGGGAGAGACAUUUAAAGAAGAAAUGGGGCAAAGUGAUUGGCGAUGCCGCUUACCGAGAAUGGCAAUGUCAGGUGGCCUACAGAAAUGGACCCAGCCUCUCUGGUCAAGACAAGAAAAAGGGACUAUUUGAGUCUCUUCUUAGUGCAAGGCUCUUCUCAUGGAUUACACCAAAACUAGAAAAGAGUUGCAAGGUGAGGACUACUUUACCAGUUGACUCAAUCAUGGCUUGGUAUCUUUCUCUUGAGAGUGGCAAAUCCUGGUUCCCAGCUCAGGUCUACAAUCGAGAGAAUGGUCAUAUAGGCUUCAUGCUGUCAUGUUAUGAUGCUCAGCUCAGCUACAAUUCUGAAACUGACAACUUUCAUGCAAGGUAUUCGUCUCAUGGACGGAGAACAGUAGAGGAAAAUAUAGGGUGGGAUAGGCUAAGAGCUCCACCAGUUAACACUCCUCCAUUUGUGCUUCAUGUUUCUGAUUGUUUACCUGACUUAAAACCUGGUGACUAUAUUGAGAUCCAGUGGAGAAGAAACAAAGAAUUUCCCUACGGUUGGUGGUAUGGCCAUGUUGAUCACUUGGAGCCCUGUGAUGGAAAUGAGACUCUCUGCCGCUGUCAUUACAGUGACACAGUAGUACUGAAGUUCAAUCAGUACAGUUCUGGAUCAAGAUGGAAACGAACAUUGAUAAAUAGGACGGAUCAUCGUGAAGAAGGGAAUGAAGCUGAUGGAUUUUAUGGAGGAAUUAGAAAGCUUUACAAUGAGGAAGAGAUUGCUAGGUGGAAGCACUUUUGGCCAACUCAAGUCCUGGAACAGUAGGGUUUGGCAAACUUCCCUGGGAAGAAGCAGGCACCACUUUUUUCUUUUUUGCUCUUUUGCUUCCAAUGAAGAGUUUACAGUGUUAUAGAAGAAGCCUAUUGCUAUUCUAAGAGAGAAAUAUUCCUCAUUCUGAUUAUUUGCAAGCAGACCUGUGAAGAGGUUGUAUAUAAAAAAGAAAAAAAUGUACAGCUAUAUGCCAUUCUCUGGUCUGAUUUAACAUAUUAUUGCACUCAA
Humulus lupulus (European hop) is the source of this 2422-nucleotide messenger RNA. RefSeq names its product F-box protein At2g32560-like. The transcript is spliced from 5 exons. The coding region runs from base 965 to 2188 and encodes 407 amino acids. Gene Ontology annotation, molecular function: protein binding. NCBI's taxonomy places the organism in Eukaryota, Viridiplantae, Streptophyta, Magnoliopsida, Rosales, Cannabaceae. The record is from RefSeq and is a predicted model, not a curated record.